AUGAAGUACGUUAGUAGUCAUUAAUCCAUAAAAAAUAGAUGAAACAUAACAAGAAAAAACCAUUUUCACAAAAAGUGGAAAUAGUUAAGGAGGUAUUUUUGUAAUGCAAUAAAAUAUAAGGGGUAAAACUAAAAAAGUAUAAUAAUUCAAGGAGCAAUUUUGCCAUUUCUCUAAAAUACUAAGAUAGUAGGGGCCAAAGUGUAAAUUUCCCGUUUAUUUUAGUUAUAUUCCCGCCAACACAGAAUGCUGCCAUCAAUUCCUCUGUUAAAAAAAAAAAAAAAAAGUCCCUCUGUUUCGGCUAUUAACAUUCCAUGGGCAAGGCUUGUCGCGAGGCCGAACGGAGGGUCCUCCGUCUUCUCCACGGCCACGAAACUCGCAAACAGCUCCCUCAAAUCCACGCCCACUUCCUCCGCCACGGUCUCCACCAGUCCAACCAAGUCCUGGCUCACUUCGUCUCCGUUUGCGGCUCUCUCAAAAAAAUGAGUUACGCCAGUCGCGUAUUUCAGCAGACUCAGAACCCGAAAAAUAUCCUCUUCAACUCCAUGAUUAAGGGUUACUCUUUAUGCGGACCCUUUGAACAUGCCCUGCUUUUGUUCAAUCUUAUGAAGAGUCACACCAUUUGUCCCGACGAGUACACUUUUGCGCCGUUGCUCAAGGCAUGUUCGAGUCUUUGUGAGUUUAGAAUCGGUCAGUGUGUUCAUUCCCAAGUUCUGAGAUCUGGGUUUGAGUCAUUUGGUUCCAUACAGAUUGGGAUUGUUGAGCUCUGUGCAACUUGUCUGGUGAUGGAGGAUGCUAAGAAGAUGUUCGACAAAAUGCCUCACAAAGAUGUGAUUGUUUGGAAUUUACUUAUCCGUGGCUUUUGCAAAGGUGGUAAUGUUGAUAUGGGUUUGUCCCUGUUUAGGAAAAUGAGUGAGAGGAGCAUUGUUUCUUGGAAUUCAAUGAUUUCCUUCCUGGCGCAGAGUGGGCGAGAUAGUGAAGCUUUAAGAAUUUUCGGUGAAAUGCGAGAACAAGGUUUUGAACCUGAUGAUGCUACUGCAGUGAGUGUGUUGCCUGUUUGUGCUCGUUUGGGGGCGGUUGAUGUUGGGCAAUGGAUACAUUCUUAUACAGAUUCCAAAGGACUUUUGCAAGAAGUUAUUUCUGUUGGGAAUGCAUUGAUCGAUUUCUAUUGUAAAUGUGGAAGUUUGGAAUUAGCGUCAAGUAUUUUUAAGCAAAUGCAUCGCCAAGAUGUUAUUACAUGGAACGUAAUGAUUUUAGGCCUGGCUUUUAACGGGAAGGGUCAACAUGGGGUUGAGUUGUUUGAGGAAAUGUUGAACAAAGGCGUAAAGCCUAAUAAUGCCACUUUUGUAUCAGUUUUGGCAUGUUGCGCCCAUGCAGGCUUGGUGGAAAAGGGAAGAGAUGUGUUUGCUUCAAUGUCACUAUCUCAUAAAAUUAAACCGAAACUUGAGCAUUAUGGAUGUAUGAUUGAUAUUCUUUGUAGAAAUGGACGUACGAAGGAGGCUCAUGGCAUGAUCAAAAGCAUGCCAAUGAAGCCAAGUGCUGCUUUAUGGGGUUCAUUGCUUAGUUCUUGUCGUUCUUAUGGUGAUUUGGAACUCGCGGAAACAGCACUUCGUGAGCUUAUCAAUCUUGAACCAUGGAAUUCCGGUAAUUAUGUGUUGCUGUCAAACAUUUAUGCAGAGGAAGGUAGGUGGGAUAAAGUUGAGCAGGUCAGAGUGUUAAUGAGAGAAAAAUGUGUUAAGAAAACGCCAGGACACAGUGCGAUUGGAUUCAGCUGAUAAAAGAUGCUUGUUGAAGCCUAGAAUUGUUUUAUUUGUGGCUGAUCUUCAAUAUUUGUUCCCCCUCCUGGUGACUGGAGAGCUCAAAAGGUAUAUCCAGACGGAGAAGAAGCAUAAGAAAAUAUGAUUGAGAUUGCAAAAGACCUUUUUUGGAAAGUAAAAAGCAGAAGUUGGGGACGCUUAGUCCAUUAUAUUAUAAUGGUUUUAAAUACAAUGAGUUGGCAGGAAUGGAACAGAACUCGCUCUUUUCUCCGCUUUAGAGAGCCCGAAAGUGCUUGUUGAGCUGCUGACCAAUACCAAAGGUUAAAAGGUUCACGUUUCAUAUUUUGCUGCAGCAAAAGCAAAAAGGUCUAUGACUACUAUUUUCACAUACAAAUUGAGAUAAUGAAUAGUCACUAUAGUAGCUUGAUGGUUUUAAAUACAAUGAGUCGGCAGGAAUGGAACAGAACUCGCUCUUUUCUCCGCUUUAGAGAGCCCGAAGGUGCUUGUUGAGCUGCUGACCAAUACCAAAGGUUAAAAGGUUCACCUGCAAAAAGGUCUAUGACUACUAUUUUCACAUACAAAUUGAGAUAAUGAAUAGUCACUAUAGUAGCUUGAUGGUUUUAAAUACAAUGAGUCGGCAGGAAUGGAACAGAACUCGCUCUUUUCUCCGCUUUAGAGAGCCCGAAGGUGCUUGUUGAGCUGCUGACCAAUACCAAAGGUUAAAAGGUUCACCUGCAAAAAGGUCUAUGACUACUAUUUUCACAUACAAAUUGAGAUAAUGAAUAGUCACUAUAGUAGCUUGAUGGUUUUAAAUACAAUGAGUCGGCAGGAAUGGAACAGAACUCGCUCUUUUCUCCGCUUUAGAGAGCCCGAAGGUGCUUGUUGAGCUGCUGACCAAUACCAAAGGUUAAAAGGUUCACCUGCAAAAAGGUCUAUGACUACUAUUUUCACAUACAAAUUGAGAUAAUGAAUAUUCACUAUAGUAGCUUGAUGUGUGUAUCUUCUAGUCAAUAAUAUGUGGAGACUUGGCUUCGCCCCCCCCCCCCCCC
Messenger RNA from Humulus lupulus (European hop), 2803 nucleotides. Its product is annotated as pentatricopeptide repeat-containing protein At1g09190. The coding region runs from base 312 to 1772 and encodes 486 amino acids. The transcript has a single exon. Gene Ontology annotation, molecular function: protein binding; RNA binding. Gene Ontology annotation, biological process: RNA modification. Lineage: Eukaryota; Viridiplantae; Streptophyta; Magnoliopsida; Rosales; Cannabaceae. The record is from RefSeq and is a predicted model, not a curated record.